Glycine soja is the source of this 1019-nucleotide messenger RNA. Its product is annotated as transcription factor TGA4-like. NCBI's taxonomy places the organism in Eukaryota, Viridiplantae, Streptophyta, Magnoliopsida, Fabales, Fabaceae. The transcript is spliced from 4 exons. The record is from RefSeq and is a predicted model, not a curated record. Gene Ontology annotation, molecular function: sequence-specific DNA binding. Gene Ontology annotation, biological process: DNA-templated transcription. Bases 78 to 800 code for a protein of 240 amino acids.
CCAUUUUCAUUAACUCAUUAUGAAAUUGAGUGCUAACUAGUUGCCAUUCUGUUAGUGUUAUCAGUUCAAAGAAAAACAUGAGUUCAUCUAACCAGUUAAACCAGAGCAGCAGGUUCCUAGCAAAUAAACCAAGGAAUGAGGUUAAUGUGCAGGGAUACACCUUCAGAAUUGAUGUUAAGAAUUCCGCAGGAAACACAACAUUUGUGAUGAACUAUGGACGUUGGUCAGAAAAGCGUAAGAGACUUAUUUCUGAGAUACGGAGUGCUUUAAAUGUUCAUAAUGAUCAAGUUCUUGAUGACAAACUACUGUUUCUCAUAGACACAGUCAUGAAGCACUAUUUUGAACUCUUCGAGAUGAAAACAAGUGCUGCAAAUUUAGAUGUCUUCAGUGUUGUUUCUGCUAUUUGGUGCACAACAGCUGAACGCAAUUUGUUGUGGAUUGGAGGCUUUCGCCCUUCUCAAUUGCUUCAGGUUAUUCUGCCUCAAGUUCAGCAUUCAUGCUCCCAGCAACAACUUUCUGAUAUUUUUAGUUUUGUACAAUCCUGUCAACAAGCAGAAGAUGCUCUUGCACAAGGCAUGGAAAAACUCCAGCAAAACCUUGACAAAGCAACAGCAGCUGGUGACAAAGCAUUAAAACUGACGUGUGUCUCACAACAAAUGUCAUUUUUAAAGCAGGCCAAUCAUGUUCGCCAGCAAUUCUUGUAUCAAUUAUCUCGUCUCCUUACAAUUUGUCAGUAUGCUGAAUUCUUACUUGCCUUCGGAGAAUGCCUCUAUAACUCCCAGCCUUGGAGCUCACUUUGAGCAUCAUCCAUCAUGCUUCCGUUCAUCACAAUGAGACCAUACUAUAUUAUAAUACAAAUAAACUUUGCAUCGGAUCAAUGUGCAUGUAUCCUUUGCUUAGGUUACUAUAAUUGUAUGUAGUUUUGCCAAGAUAGCGGUGUAUUGUUAUUUUGACAUUAUUAAAUAGAGUAUAAAUGUGAUUUAUUAUAUAUUUGAAAUUAAAAUUUGAGAUAUUCAACA